AUGACUCUGGUAUUGAAAAAGCUAGUCCUGUAUUGUUGGAAUUGGGUUGUCCCCCCACAAAAACGGCGUAAGAAAUCGGAUAAGGAUGAGCUUGAUCCUGAACGUUCUCACUUACAAAUAGUAAUUAGAGCUGCAAGAGUUGGAUAUCGUCGCCUAGUAACGGCUAAGCAAUCAAAAUCAACCAUCAUUAACUUGUUGUUUCGCAGUAUGUCAGUUCCUAAAUACUUGGGAACAAGUUUGAAUAGCCAACAGGUCAAAUUUGAGAUGCUCUCACAAUUGGAACACAAUCAUUUGAACCAUGGUCGAAGUCAUCCCAAGACAUCACAAUGGGCAUCAGAACAUGCGCAUACUGAAGUUGCACGAGGGAGAAAUAGAUAUUCCAAUGUGUUUCCCUAUGAUAGAACCAGAGUAUCCUUGCCAAUCCUGGAUGGUCACUCUGACUACAUCAACGCGUCAUAUGUCAGCAUUCGACUCCCCGAGUCUGAGAAGGUUGAGACAAGAUAUAUUGCUACUCAAGGGCCUUUAAAUAACACUGUUCAUCAUUUUUGGGCUAUGUGCUAUAAUGAGAGCGAAAAGCAAGGAAAUGAUGUGGUGAUUAUAGCUAUGUUGACACCAACUGUGGAGAGUAAUAUGAUCAAGUGUUCAUGUUAUUGGCCCGAAAUUGAUGGAUCAGAGUAUGACUUUUCAGAGUCAUUGAAGGCAGAUGGAUCCGUUCUUCAACUGUUGUCUUUAAAGCGUAUUCGUACGGAAUAUAAUCACACGGGCCAAUUUCAUUGUACAGUAUUAGAACUACGGCAAGGUACCAAACUCAAGACUGUGUACCAUAUAUACUAUGAAGGAUGGGCAGAUACGAGGGUGCCUCCUUCUCUGGCGCCUUUGCUUGAGAUUUCCAAAGUUAUUUCCCAAUUACAGGCUACGAAUACUCGUGGAACUGAUCCAAUUCCUAUUGUACAUUGUUCUGCUGGAGUUGGUCGUACUGGUACAUUUAUUGUGCUUGAUACUCUAUUGAAUUUACAGAACUUUCAUCAAAUAGGUUUGAAACAGGAUGGAGAACAUCAUUAUGAUCCUAUAUUCGAUUUGGUUGAUCAGCUUCGUAAUAAUAGAAUGAUGAUGGUACAAACGGUUCAUCAAUAUAGAUUUCUUUACCAGGCAACCCGUGACUACUAUAAGGCUACAUAUUUUGAUGGUGUCCGGGAAUGA
Molecule: messenger RNA, 1200 nt
Organism: Lizanozyma spartinae
Lineage: Eukaryota; Fungi; Ascomycota; Pichiomycetes; Serinales; Debaryomycetaceae
Gene: PTP1
Product: tyrosine protein phosphatase
Exons: 2
Coding region: 1-1200 (399 amino acids)
Biological process (GO): protein dephosphorylation
Molecular function (GO): protein tyrosine phosphatase activity
Source: RefSeq, a predicted model, not a curated record